Molecule: messenger RNA, 3222 nt
Organism: Trypanosoma rangeli
Lineage: Eukaryota; Euglenozoa; Kinetoplastea; Trypanosomatida; Trypanosomatidae
Exons: 1
Coding region: 1-3222 (1073 amino acids)
Source: RefSeq, a predicted model, not a curated record
AUGACGGACAUAGCAGUAGUGGAGGGUAUGAGCAUUGAGGUGCUGGCACAACUUGCAACGGAUGUCCUGACAUCCCCAGACAAGACAGUGCGCGAUAGCGCGGCGGCCAGACUUCGUUUCAUGACUUCAUAUGUCUAUUGGGAUGUGGUGAAAAACUUGCUUCCACGUUGCCAGAACAACUAUCUGCGUUUCGUCGUCUGCAAGGCGAUUCGCUUCAUCGUAAUUAAUGAAUUAGGACCACAGGAGCGAAAAGAAACUCAGGUCUACAUUAUGGACUACUUGAAGGUGUUGCGGGAGCGCGGUGAGGAACUUCCGAUAUACAUUAAAAAUGAACUUUAUUCCAUAUACGCUUCUGCUUUAUUCGUGAAUUGGAGGAUGAUGGUCUUAGCUAGGGAUGACGUGCCGGAGGGAAUUGGAUUGUCUAUCAUAGAGGAACUCUCCGCGCAGCUUCCUGUGGACGAUGUGCUAGCCUGCUUACUAGAGAUUCUGACCUACUUUUCGCGACAGGAAAAAAAGAUUUCUCUGAUAUUUUUGCGGUCGAACUUUUUGGAUGAUAUUCUUCCAAAUUUUUUUAGCUUUAGUGUGGGGCAAAUUUCCUCUUGUGGGAGUCGUGCACUGGAGGUGUGCUGCACCAUCUUGCAGGUAGUGCCAACGCUCUACUCAGCAGCUCUUAUCACAGUGCAGCGUAAGGUGGACGAUAGCAUCGAUCUGGGGAAGAGUAAGAUUUGGCUUCCUGCGAUUUCUCUUGCCGUACAGGAUUGCCGUCGUGUUAUUCUGGAGAAUCCCAUGCUGGAAUUGAGUGGCCACUGUGCACGGUUACUACGAAUGGCUUCUUCUGUCGUCUAUAUCAGCGCAGAGUCGCUUGAGGCAUGCUCCUCCUUAGGAGAUUUGUUUCUUGAACUCUCCUCGGAACUACUUUAUCUCUAUGAAUCCACUGGAUUCUCUUACCUCCUGCAAUUAAGUUGUGCACUGCUUGUGAACAUGUUUGGCCAUGACAAGGUACGGACGCUAACGUAUUUCGACAAACACUUACACCUUGUUAUAUUUUGGGCUAAUAUGGUAAGUGAUGUACUCAACCGAUGGGAGGAUGGUGAGGAGGAACUUCGCCAAGAAGUUAUGCAUUUAUUUUAUAUCUUUGGUGACUGUAUUGCACCGCGUGUGGGAGCGGAGGGGAGUAAGCUCGCAGAAAUAGAGUUGAUAUUAAGCAGUGUUUCACAGGUAGCAGAGUGUUACUUUGACAACGUUGUCGCCAAAGCUCACCUUACCGAAGACUCCUCCGAAAUACGCUCUGACAUGGGUGUUAUGUUGCACAAUGAAAAAACCCUUUUACCAAUUGCUGAGAUGCUUUUUUGUGACACAAUUGGUGUUUACGGGCUUAUUGCACGACGAUUACAAAAUACGAUUGAGCAAUAUGGGAUUUGUGUACGUAUCCGGGAUACUGGAAGCACAGAGGAAAUGGGAAAUCUCUUGUUGUCACUUGCUGUCGAUGUGCAAUCUGUAUGCUCUGCCCUCGGUGCCGUGGAUACAUCUCUGUUUCUUAUGCAUGUAUGCUUAUCCCGGCUUUCAGUUAUCAUUUCUGCUGUGGCAAUCGCCGUGCUAAACAACACCGUCCACCGCAGCAAUAAAUUAAUUGAAAUUGUGGCUCAUUUUGCACGUGAUUUACUUUCCGUGGAUGAUUCAUUGACUAGUGCACUCUUAGAGAGUCUUUCUCUGACGGAAGUGAAGGGCGAAAAUUCUGAACGUCGUUCAAUGACAGGAGUAGGCAAGGCUCACAUGGGUAUAUUGCGCGCCCUUUUCUUUUUCUGUGGAUGUGUAUAUGAGUCUUUAUCUGAGGCAUCCUGUGAUUUUUAUGAUAUUAUGAACAACUUGUUAUACUACGUUUACGUAUAUCACAGUGAUAAGACGUGUCUUACUAUUGACGCUAAUCUCCUUCUUGGAAAGGUGUUAAUGCAGGGUGUCCAUGGAUUUUUUUUGGGCUCGGAAAAAAUGAGUGCAGUGCUGUUGGCAGUGAAGGAGGAACGCAUUGAUCUGCUCCGCGUUUCCAGCGAGAAACUUACUUCGGAGGAUAGAAAGGCCCGCUCUUCCAUGCUUAGUGUCUUGACCUUCUUUGACGAGGGCCGCCACUAUGCGGGAUUUCCAACACUAGACUUUAUUCCUUGUAUUAUGGCUCGGGCGUUGGACUUGGAUCGCUUGAACACCGAUCCUCAUGCAAUGUUGCAUGAUCUUAGUGCUAUUGUAGAUGGCAUUCACCAGUCAGAUGUUUUUUAUUGGCUACUGGAUGCUCUAAUCCAACGAAUCCAGGAAAUUGAGGAGCUGCCUCGGGUGUUUCCUGAUGAGGCACCGUUACUGCUGCAGCUGGUUGCCAAACUCUGUGACUUGGCAACGGACUGCUUGAUGGACGACAGCAAGUGUGAGGCGCAUUGGGCGUUGCUUAGAUUUGCUUCUAUUGCAACAACCGGGAUCAUCAAUAGAAUGGGUCUAUCCAAUUUGAAUUUGAAAGAAUCCGUGCAAGAACUUCCUUUAGAUGUGGUUAAUGAGGUGUUUCUGUACAAUGUUGCUGAUAUCGUUUAUGAUAUGAUUACGGGUAAUUGGUGUAACGUGGGCGUAGCACUGUUUUACAGUGAAGACUUUCUUUCAACCUUUACGCAUUUUUUUACACUCCUUUUUGCUACCCCUGCCGAACUGAUAAUGUCGCACACGGGAUCCCGCGAACGGGUGUUUCAGCUCAUUACGAAGGCCAUUACAACAACAGAAAAUAUUUGUUUUGAGUUACAUGGACUUUUUGGUACCCGCAUGAUGUGGGAGCCGUUGCUGAGGUGUCUUCUAAAGUGUUUACAAUACUCAUUGUUGGUAGAUGUUCUUUUGGCAAUUGAUACGGUUUUGCUGUCUCUGGGGAGUGUGGUUGAGGAUCACAGCAAAUUUGUGGAAGACGAGGUCACUGCAGACAUUUUUGAAGCAGUGGUGGUUCAUAUUGUCGUUUCUUCAGGUUUGGAGCAGCAUGAAAUGGGGCUAAGCUUCAAUUUGUUGCGGACUUGUUUUCAGUGGUGUGAGUCUGCUUGUACUGCGAGGAUUGACAAGUUGCUGGGAUUUUGCGCCGCGCACCACCGUGUUCGUUUUCGCCAUAUACUCACACUCCUUCGCUCAGGUAGAAAAGAUGUGCUACAUUCGUAUACUUUGCUGUUUGACAAGGGAUCGGCGGGGGAGGCCCUCGCUCCGUGGUGA